GGAUUCGGUUUGCUCUCAUUUGAUGACCUAAAAUCAGGUCUUUUGCUGCAGGCCAGUUUAACUACUCUCUCUCACAUCAAUAAACACACGCCAACUGUUUCCUCUCAUUGCAAAUGAGCUUUAGAGCAAAAAGAGCCAAAGUUGGCGACAUGUGGCAGGCUAUAUCUCAAAGCAGGAUUUGACUGAAGUAAGAAUAUGAGAAUUAUAACCCUCUUUAGCAACUCAAAUCCAGUGGCAAUGGUUAGCCGUGAGAACGAGCCUGUGAUUCUGGAGUCCUGUUUGGUGAUCUGGGACCUUUAAGAGUGUCGGAUCUACCUCCUCUGUUGAGCGAUGGUGCGUUUGAGACGAUGCAGGACAAGAGCGAGGGACAUGCGAGAGAACUCUCCGCUGUUCCAGUACUUGCAGGAUCUGGGACACACAGAUUUUGAGGCAUGUUCUCCCGCCCCUCAGGAGGAGGAGCCAAGCGCUGGUGGAGAGGAGGCGCAGUAUCCUCAGGAUAUCCUCUCAUCUCACAGAAAGGGUGGUGUUUGGAGGCUGGUUGAUGCUCUGCGCAGUCUGAAUCCUCUUCAUCAAGACAGCGCCACCCACUGGCAGGAGCAGCAGCUGGACGCUGUGUUCCGGCGGUUUUCUCUGCGCUGUCUGUUAUCUCAGGAUGUGCUGUUACAAGAGGAUGUUGAGCUGAUCGAGCUCUUAGAUCCAAGUGUGCUCUCUCUGGGCUCCAGUGAAAGCGUCUGUCCCAGUGCCAGCACUGCUGUGCCAGCACCACGCUACCUCUCGUCACCCUCUAGAUGGGAUGUGUCCGUAUUGGUGGGGCUUCUAGCUGUCCUGCUCGGCGUGUGCUUGUCGUACCCUGACCACGAGCGGGCUCUGUGGCUGUGCGGUGUCCUGGUGUGUGUUACGUGUGUGUGUCGUGGUCUGUCUCUGUGGCGUAAGGCCGUUAUUCAGCGUCUCCUCCAGUCUUUGGCUCUCCAGCUGGAGGGUUUGGUAAACAACAGCCGAUCGCUGACCAGUCUGUCUCGCAAAUCACUGCGACUCAUACAGGAGACAGAAGUCAUCUCACGAGGUUUCACCCUGGUGAGUGGCGCCUGUCCCUUUAACAGGGCGGGGCAGCUUCACAGCCAGCAGCUGAUUGGUCUACGGAAGGCGGCCUAUCAGAGUCUUCGCUGCGCGUUCCGAGCCUCUCGCCUCGCCACAUGCGUCAUGCUCAAGUCAUUUCCGAUUAACUCAGAGAUUGACAAUGUCACCAACUACGUGUCCACCGUGCCAAUCAGAGAGCUUGGUCUCGGUCUGGGGGUGGAGCAUCUUUCUGAUGAACAGGCACAAGAACUGACCAAUGAUUACAGUCUGCCUUCACUCAAGAUGUUGUUCCAGUUGUGGGUCGGGCAGAGCUCUGAGUUUUUCCGGCGGUUUGCUCUGCUGUUGUCUCCGGGGAGGGAGGAGCUAGACUCCAGGCCCAGCCCUGUCACGUACAGCAGCGUCCCAUUGAUUACUGACUCUCUCCAUCGCACCCUGGCCAUUUGCCUUGGUGAUCUUCAGCGAAGCUAUGAUUUCCAUCGCUACUUUGAGACGCAGCACCAUUCGCUGCCCGCAGAAAGAAAUUGACGCGCUCAGCAGAAGUGUAGAGAGCUCAAUUCCCUGCACACGUCUGUCCGCAGUUUACAGCUUCACCUGAAAACACUCUUAAACGAGGUCAUAAUUCUUGAGGAUGAUCUGGAGAAGUUAAUGGUUGCUCAGGAGACUGAGGAGAUGACGUGUAUGGGAUAUCAGGAGCUGAAGGAGCGUCUGCAGCUGCUGAAGCCUCACAUGCAGGCCAGCACCUGCUGCUGGGACGACACGCUCGUGCAGGUCGACCGCAUGCUGCGCCGAGUCUCCAGCUGCCCAGAGAGUUCAGAUCAGCCAGAGGAAACAGCCCCAGAUCCCCCUCCUCCUGCCCCCAUUACAAGCAUACAGGACAGAGACCCCGUCCCAGAGGAACAGGAGCUGGAGGCGUAUGUCUCGGACUCGGACUCAGAGACGGAGUGGAGGGGGGCCACAGACCUGCUGUCGCCAUGGGAACAGGAGCGCCAGCGCCGUGAACGUGAGGAGUCCAGACGUGUUUUACUCGAGCUGAAGUCUGUCCUGGGCAUCCGGACGUCAGAUGGAGAGAGAGACAAGCGCAAGCUUCUGCUGUUCAGUGAUCAGGCUGCCCUGGCUCCAUUUGCUGAGGACACAUCAAAAACGGACACAAACUCUUACGAACGGCAUCUUUCGGCAGAGUCCAUGACUACCACAGACAACAAUGUAUCCCAACAAGGAGAGGAGAAUGAAUGUGAACAGCUGGCUGAGAUUCUGAGUGGGGCGGAAAGAGAGAAAGAGUUUUGCUGUGGAGAUUCUGAUGUAACUGGGGCAGCUAAAGAUACCAGUGAGGAGACUGUGGAGGAAACACAGCUCUUCCAAUCAGACGGGGUUAUAUGUGACAGGCUCGAUGGGACACACCCACUCCCGUCCAGAGUGCCCACCCUCUCUGUGAUUGACAGACUGACAGAACUGCAUGGCUCAGAAGCGAUCAGUUUCAGCUCCGCCCUGGCCGCCCAGGUAGCAGCGCGCUCGCAUACGUUCACACACAUACAGGAAUGCACCUAUGGGGACUCCUCGGAGGAAGAGGAAGUGACAUCACUGCAGACGAGGGAACCUGAGGAGGACUGAAACGGCAAGAUAUUUAUUCUCGUCCUUUUAGUUGUAUUUAUUGGGCUUGAUUUCAGGUCACCGACAUCAUUGGAUGUAGCUGGUGUGUGUGAAUGUGUUUUUUGGUGUGUCUCUUUUAAAGUGCAUAUAUUUGUGUUUGGGGAAUUUUUGUUUCAUGUGACAUCCCGAGUCCACCCUCCUCAUGACAGGCCUCAGGAACAGACUGGCACAUGCUAGUACACUA
This is a messenger RNA of Carassius carassius (crucian carp), 2908 nucleotides long. RefSeq names its product vezatin, adherens junctions transmembrane protein (gene vezt). Gene Ontology annotation, biological process: cell-cell adhesion. Gene Ontology annotation, molecular function: myosin binding. Lineage: Eukaryota; Metazoa; Chordata; Actinopteri; Cypriniformes; Cyprinidae. The transcript has 12 exons. The record is from RefSeq and is a predicted model, not a curated record. Gene Ontology annotation, cellular component: plasma membrane.